AUGAAUGAGGGCCGCAGGCAAGGAGGAGGAGCAGUCACCGUUGAGGCCACUGUCAUCCUCCACACUGUGAACCCUGAGCUUGACAAAGAUGAGAAUUCCUGUCCGCGUUACGUCCAGGGAUUCCUGCAGGACAAUCAGGAUUUCAACCCUCCUACCGUGUUCGAGAAGGAAUACCUCCUGGAUGGAAGACUGAUGGAUAAUAACCAUAUUGAUCACCAGAAAGGUAACGGUUCGUACAUCUCCAGAGCUGAGCAGUUUCACCUCUCUGAUAAGAAGGGUGAUCUGGACCUUCUUCCUCAUUCUGACUCCAUUGUGUCCAAUCACAUUGUUGGCAUGCAGCAAAGUGGUGCAAGCGGUGAAAUCCACAAUGGCGCCAGAGCUAAAGUGUCUUACAGUGCAGAUUCCUCUGUGUGCUUGUCUAGCCAAGCCAAACAGGAAACUGAUCGGUCAGUACUAAAAUCGAACCUCGAAUGCAGGGACAGCAGCCAGGAAGCUGGAACUACACGGUCUGAAAAAAAGCCUGAUUUAGUCAUCGAAGUCGGCGGGCAGACAAUCAGUGCUCACAAGUCUGUCCUGGCAGAGAAGAGUGACUACUUUAAAGCCCGGCUGUCACGAGACAUCCUGAAAGUGAAGGGGGUAAGCUACAAGACUCUCUCUACGUUGAUAGACUAUGUUUAUACCUGUCAGAUGAAUGUUUCUAAGGACAAUGUUGUAGAUGUCAUUACGGGGGCUAAAAUUCUCCAGAUCCCCUGUGCCGUCCAGGCAGCCAUGGACUCCAUGUCAGAACAAGUCACUGCAGAGAACUGUUACGAGAUUCUGACCAUUGCCAAGAAGCAGCGACUUAGUGAACUGAAGGAGACUGCCUAUGGAUUCAUGAGCGACAACUUUCUGCGGAUCCUCAAAGACCCCUCAGUGUAUGGGCGUCUGACCGGAUCAGAGCGGGAUCUGAUCCUAAAGAAGAGAAUGGAGGGGAGGAAGACUCUGAUGGUUUCAGAGAUAAACGAUGUGUUUGAUCGUGUUGGGAGCCGACCACCGAGCCGCUGUGGAAGUCGGCCACAGAGCCCUUUAUCCGUGGGGUCUUUUGAAGAGAACCAUAUGAUUUAUUACUUUAAUGAAACUGCAAAUGACUGGAGACCUUUGACUGUGAUGCCUGAGGACAUAAACACUAAAGGGUGUGGUAUCUGCACAAUGUAUAACUACCUGUUUGUGGCAGGGGGUAUAAAGGGCUAUGGGGACAAGGGCAAGGUUUCAGACAAGGUCUUCUGUUACAAUCCUAUAACCAACCGCUGGGCCGAGGUCCGACCUCUGAACCAGGCUCGUGCCCAGCUAAAACUGGUGUCUAUGGAUGGCUACCUGUAUGCCAUUGGAGGUGAGUGUUUGUUUACAGUGGAAAAAUAUGACCCUCGUAUGGAUCGCUGGACCGCAGUGGCCCCCUUGCCCAAAGGAGCCUUCGCAGUGGCCCACGAAGCCACCACCUGCAGCGGAGAGCUGUACGUUUCUGGGGGCUCUCUCUUUUAUCGCCUUCUCAAGUAUGACCCUAAGAGGGACGAGUGGCAGGAGUGUCCCUACAACAACAGCAGGAAGAAGUCUACAGACAUGGUGGCUCUUAAAAGCUUCAUCUACCGCUUUGACGUCAACCGCGAGCAGGGGAUCAACGUGUUCAAGUACAACACAAUAGUGAAAAUGUGGCAUGAUUGUGCAUCACAGAGGCUUGGAAGUCAUUUACCAUUUAGGUGUGCAGUCAUUGGCAACUGCAUCUACUGUGUGAACAAAACACAGACUCUUCAGUUUAUAGUGGAGGAGGAGAAUGCUUACUUUGUUGAGGAGACGCUGAGGGCGCCUCUGGAGGCAAAAGGCAUUCUUUUUCCUUUUGUUCUCACUUUGCCUGAAAAGCCUGAAAAAGUCACAUAGGGGGUGUAAUCCAGUGUGAAACGAUGCGUCAUAGCAAAACUGGAAAUAAGCAGAAGACCUUAUAUACACUCUUCAAUGUCAGCUUUCUAUCUCAGUGUCUCAUUGCCUGCUUGCAAUGGAAUGUGU
Messenger RNA from Scomber japonicus (chub mackerel), 2037 nucleotides. Its product is annotated as kelch repeat and BTB domain-containing protein 11. Gene Ontology annotation, molecular function: protein binding. The record is from RefSeq and is a predicted model, not a curated record. The transcript has a single exon. The coding region runs from base 1 to 1911 and encodes 636 amino acids. NCBI's taxonomy places the organism in Eukaryota, Metazoa, Chordata, Actinopteri, Scombriformes, Scombridae.